Carica papaya (papaya) is the source of this 1352-nucleotide messenger RNA. RefSeq names its product RNA polymerase II transcription elongation factor. Gene Ontology annotation, cellular component: super elongation complex. The record is from RefSeq and is a predicted model, not a curated record. Gene Ontology annotation, molecular function: transcription elongation factor activity. Gene Ontology annotation, biological process: transcription elongation by RNA polymerase II. Lineage: Eukaryota; Viridiplantae; Streptophyta; Magnoliopsida; Brassicales; Caricaceae.
AUGCUCUGUCGCAAAAAUCUUCCUACCCAAAAGAAAACCCAAUUGGAACUCUAAUAAAAACCCUAGAAUUUUGCACUCUCAAUUCUCUUUCUAAUGAACAUAUCUGAUCUCUUCCGUGAAUUUUAUCGAGUCGAGUAUGGCAAACAACCGCAAUGAAGAGCCAAGCACAGCUCCGCAGCCCAAUAAAUGGUAUGACAUCACCUUAGGCCCCUCUUUCAAAGACAACCGCCAUUACUCUCCCAAGUUCUGCACUCUGCGCUAUGAAUUUAAACCGGCUUCAAUUGAUAACCACCAACCAGGAUACAUGCACAAGAGCAAAGACAAUAGGGUUAAUGUGGAAUUUCAGAACAAUCAGCCUGGGAAACCCAAAGUAAGUUUUGAGGGUGUCAGUGAGGAUUACAAGGAUAAUGAUGCCGUAUUAUUCUUUGAUGGUGAGGUCCUUCGAUUGGAGAGGCUGCAUCGAGCUGUGAAGAGAUUGAGACAUGUACGUCUACCAGGAGAAUCGACAGCUUCAGCUGCACCAGUUGCUGCUGCUUCAGUUUCUCCAGCAACAGAAUCUCAUUCACCACUAGGCAGUAGAGAAGCCAAACUUCAACCUUCGAGCACAGACAUAGUUCGGCCAGUUCGGCGUGAACAUAUUGACUUCGACAAGCCAGAGUGCUUAGAGCCUGAAAACGAGAAGCAUGAGCAGCACCUAUCUUCUCUUGCCAAUUCUUCAGCAGCAUCACAAGAUCUUAAGGAUUAUGAAUCCGAGGAACAUAUAGAAAUUGAUGACGAUCUUGAUUACAACUAUUCAGGAGCAACCAAGAGAGAAAAUGCCUCCAAUAGGGAAUUCCAGACGGGUGGUAUUGAUAUUAACAUUAAUAUACCACAUCCAGUUGACGUGGAUGAUGAGAUUGCUGAUGUAGAUGUCAGCGGUGAUGAAGCAGACACAGGCCAUAAUGCUGCAGAAGCUCUUCGAGCUCAGGUGAAUGCUGAGGGGAGAGGAGAGAAUGCUUCAAGUUCAAGCAGCAGCAGUGGAAGUGAGAGUAGCAAGAGUGGAAGUGGAAGCGGAAGCGGUAGUGGAAGCAAAAGUGACAGUGGUAAUAGCAGCAGCAGUAGUAGCGAAACAAGUAGCACUGAUAGUAAAAGCAGUGAUGGUGACUCAGUCUCAUCAGUAUAAUGGGAAAAGCCUUCCAAGUUAUGUAACUGUAAUAUCCAUUGUCUAUGUUACUGUAUUUGUAAAUCCUAGUUUAUGUUAUUUGUUUGCUAAUAAAUGCUUUCUGAGUGAGAGUCAUCAGCUGAACCAACUAAUUCUGUUUGUAAAUGAAACAUGUAUCGUGUAAAUAUGUAUACCCAGAAGAUUAUCUCUA